AUGUCCACCGACACCAACAUCCCCACAGCUCAAGUAGCACAAACUCUCACGCGCUCGAACCUCCUGUACGUCUUCUCACAACGCGACGCGUCCAAACGGCUCGAAGCAAUCGAAAAAAACUACCACGCAGACGUGCAGUUCGACGAGCCCGACGGCAGCGUGUUCGUGGGCCACGAGGGCGUCAACAAGAAAGCGGGCGAACUGCUCGAGGAGCGACCGGGCUGGGGGUUCGUGCCCACGGGCAGCGUCAAGCAGACCAAUGACCUGCUCUAUCUCGCCUGGGGGUUUGGGCCGGUCGUGGAGGGUGGGAAGUUGGGCGAGGAGGGAAGUGUUGAUGUUAAGGCUACGGGGGCGGAUGUAAUACUUGUUGAGGGGGGCUUGAUUAAGAAGGUUUGGGUCAUCAUUGAUGGACUGAGUGAUGUUAAGGUGUGA
Molecule: messenger RNA, 432 nt
Organism: Exophiala aquamarina CBS 119918
Lineage: Eukaryota; Fungi; Ascomycota; Eurotiomycetes; Chaetothyriales; Herpotrichiellaceae
Exons: 1
Coding region: 1-432 (143 amino acids)
Source: RefSeq, a predicted model, not a curated record